UGACCAGAUUUAUAAAUGGUUAAUCUGUUACAGAUAGCGACUGUCGUGGCAAUUAAAUUCGAAUCAAAAAUGAAUUAGACUAUUUCACAUGAUGUUCAGUGAUUGAAUCAUUAUAAAAAUGCUGUUGCUACUCGCACUACUCGCGCAAGUGAACGCGUUUCAAAAUGCGUACGAUGUUCUUCAUGAACGUAUGGAAGUCGAAUAUUACGAUCCUACCCUUUUGAAUGUUUCCUGCACUAACUACAAGUAUAACCGAACAACGCGUACGUUUAUUUUGACGGCAACGUUGAAGACUGAUGUAACUGAAGGAGAUCUCCUAAUGGUAACGGGUUACAAAUGGCUGAGUAAUCGUUAUCGCCUGGACAUUCUCCAAUUCAACUUGACAAUCAAAGAUGCAAUUCGCUUCAAGUACUUUGAUGUAAAUCGCAUGCUGAAUUCCUGCACGACACCUCGCCUCGAAUGGCCUCUCAUUAAAGGGGUGAAAUAUACAUUAAGGGAUUGGGUGCCUGAUAGUACUAAGUUUCCUCCGGGCAUGCCAGAAGGAAGGUGGAAAAUAGGGAUGCGAUCUGUUACGGCCUACGGGAAACACAUCCUAACUACUAACUGGUAUUGCGCCGUGAAAUACAAGCUUAAAAUGGAAUGGAAGUAAUGCGAUAACCAAAUAAUUUGCGUUGAAACUAUUUACGAUACUUUAAACACUAGUAGGAUAGUAAAUUGUGGUAUUGUAAUGUUGGUGAUAGUAAAACACAAAGUUUGUAACGACCCUUUCCUACACCUGUGCACACACCACUCACAUAAAGCUCUCACACGUCCGUACGAGGUCAUAUAGUUUGAUAUUCGUGUGUGUAAAUAAAGUUAGUUUACCCACCA
This is a messenger RNA of Photinus pyralis (common eastern firefly), 870 nucleotides long. RefSeq lists its product as uncharacterized. The transcript has 4 exons. The record is from RefSeq and is a predicted model, not a curated record. NCBI's taxonomy places the organism in Eukaryota, Metazoa, Arthropoda, Insecta, Coleoptera, Lampyridae. Bases 119 to 649 code for a protein of 176 amino acids.